AUGUAUGCACGGCUUAUGGAUGAAGACAAGGAUGAGGAUGGAGAUGGAGGUGAGCCUGAGGCUGAUUGGGAGGACGAGCCAUAUUCUUGGAAGCGAGUUACUCGCCCCUCGAAGAAUCUUGUGGAGGGUGGGGCCGAGUCCAAGAGCAAGUGCCGGAAGUUGAUGAAGCUCGUGGACGAAGACAAGGAUGAGGAUGAAGACAGAAGUGAACCUAAAGCUGAUCAGGAUGGUGGGCGAGAGGAGAUGAGUGCGAAAAAUGCGAAGGGAAAGGAGAAGGAAGAGGACUUAGAGGAGGAGUUUGCUGACGAGGUGAAGCUAAUCGAAACGUAUGCACAGCUUGUGGACGAUGAUGAGGAUGAGGACGGAGAUGGAGAAUCCCAUGGAGAGAGCAAGGUCGAGUUCAGGAGCAAGCACAGGAAGCCGAUGAAGCUCGUGGACGAAGACAAGGAUGAGGAUGGAGAGGGAGAUGAACCUGAGGCUGAUUAG
Eucalyptus grandis is the source of this 486-nucleotide messenger RNA. Its product is annotated as histone chaperone ASF1-like. The record is from RefSeq and is a predicted model, not a curated record. The transcript is spliced from 3 exons. Lineage: Eukaryota; Viridiplantae; Streptophyta; Magnoliopsida; Myrtales; Myrtaceae. The coding region runs from base 1 to 486 and encodes 161 amino acids.